Haemonchus placei is the source of this 643-nucleotide messenger RNA. The record is from the annotation of a GenBank genome assembly. NCBI's taxonomy places the organism in Eukaryota, Metazoa, Nematoda, Chromadorea, Rhabditida, Trichostrongylidae.
AUGCAUCCGACCACCCCACAAUCCCUCUCUCGCUUCGACAAUUUCGCUCAUUGCAGAUUAGCUUUACUCCUCCAUGUUCACCAGCGACACGUCGCUGGUGGUGGAUACCACUUCACCAUGUGGACGAUUAGGUUCCUCUCUACCAUCGUCAGCGGCAGCUCGUGCUAAUGCAAUACUGUCGCUGUCUACAUUCAGAAGCAGGCUUGGGACGGAAAUGAACGAAAUCAUCCCAAAUUUGUACCUUGGCAGUCUUCGUGAUGCCAUUGAUGCUGAACAGUUGAAAAAGCACCGCAUAAAAUAUGUUGUUUCUGUGCAUGAUCUGACAGCCAGUCAUCCAGCGCAUGAACACUUGAAGGUGCUUCGAAUACAACUUUCUGACUGUUCAUCGUCUGAUAUUUCAUCUCACUUCUCGGUUACGAAUCAAUUCAUUCAUAGUGCCAGAUUAAAACACGCUGCAGUUCUCGUCCAUUGUCUUGCUGGCGUGUCACGGAGUGCUACUGUCGUAGCCGCAUAUUUAAUCACUGUCUGCGAUCUUUCAUUUCUCAGUGCGCUUUCGCUUAUAGCGCAAAAACGCCCCAUGAUCAGUCCCAACUUCGGCUUCCGAAUGCAGUUAUGUACCUACGCUGACCGGGUGAGUUCCUGA